UGGUGACGCUUCUUGGGCGUUCCCAUGGAAACAGGAGGGAGACUUGACUUAGCCGCUUCUGGAAUGUUUUCUUUAAAGUUACUCCCCUCGCAAGUUUGCAGCUUUUAACGCGCGGUAAAGUGUGUGGCUUGCGAAUUCCAGAAACAGUUUACACCAGAAGGUACAACUAACUAACUGACUUCACUGCAUGAAACGCUUUUAGUGUUAAAACGAGUGCAGGCAGGCCUUUUCUUGUAGUUUGCGAGCUAACCUGCUAAUCAGAAUGACCCAGCAAGGAGCUGCGCUGCAAACCUACAACAAUGAGCUUGUCAAAUGUAUAGAGGAGCUGUGCUCUAAAAGAGAAGAUCUAAAUCGGCUGAUCCAACAGGAGGAAGCAGAGAAAACUCGUCUUCAGCAUGACAUCCGUGUGCUGACAGAGAAGCUGAGUCGUGUGAACGAGAGCCUGGCACGCCGUCUCAGUGCCCGCGCUGACUUUGACCGCACCAUUGCAGAGACGGAGGCUGCUUACAUGAAGAUUCUUGAAAGCUCUCAGACACUGUUAAGCGUUUUGAAGAAGGAAACUGGGAAUCUGACCAAAGCCACUGAACCAAGAAGCAGCAAAGAUCAUUGAUAAAUACUGAAUUUUCCCAUUCACUCAGUCCUUUCAUUUGUCUAUAUUCCAUUCAUCUCCU
This is a messenger RNA of Rhinichthys klamathensis goyatoka, 671 nucleotides long. It is a transcript of the gene ssna1, whose product is annotated as Sjogren syndrome nuclear autoantigen 1. The coding region runs from base 263 to 610 and encodes 115 amino acids. The record is from RefSeq and is a predicted model, not a curated record. NCBI's taxonomy places the organism in Eukaryota, Metazoa, Chordata, Actinopteri, Cypriniformes, Leuciscidae. The transcript is spliced from 3 exons. Gene Ontology annotation, cellular component: ciliary basal body; centrosome.